This is a messenger RNA of Didymodactylos carnosus, 2529 nucleotides long. The record is from the annotation of a GenBank genome assembly. NCBI's taxonomy places the organism in Eukaryota, Metazoa, Rotifera, Eurotatoria, Philodinida, Philodinidae.
AUGAUUCUACCUAAGCAGGAGGCAGUCGAUCCUGCUACGGUUCGAGAUUUGAUGGCUGCUGCGCAAAAGCAGAUUCAAGUCCGUCAAUUAGAACUUAAUUUCACAACACCUGUAGCAGUACAACAACGUUCUAACAAUGCUCAGCGAUUAGCUGAGCUCAAUGCACGUAUAGCGAAUCAAAUGGGUCAGUUAUUUCAAGCCAGUCAAGAUGAACGUGAAAGACCAAUUCAUGUUAAAAUUGACAAAGACGGUCGUACAAUCGAUACGAGAACUGGAGAGAUUUUACAAAUGCAAAGUCGUAUGCCCACACUGAAGGCGAAUAUUCGAGCACAAAAACGUGAAGUAUUCAAACAAGAAUUUAGUAAAGCUGCACAAACAACAGUCCAUGAUAUGGGUAUUGAUGACGGUGGAAUACAUUUCGAUGCACGAUUAGGUAUGCGUCCGACACUUCGUAACCGUCGUCAACUAUCAUUCAAUGCGCGUGGAAAAUACGAAGAAAUUGCGAAUCGAAUGCGUGCAAAAUCAAAGCUAGAAAAAUUACAGCAAGAAAUCUCACAAAUAGCAAAAAAGACGGGAAUCGCAAUGGAAAACAAAAUUACCGUUAUACAACCGAAAAAGUUUUUUUCUGAAACAGACGUACCUGAUAUUGAAUGGUGGGAUUAUGUUAUACUUCAACAAUCAAGUUACGCAUUGGUCUCAAGCGAUUUUAGUGUAGAAACCAUGCUCCAAGGUAUAACGAAAUUAGUUGAACAUCCAACUCAGUUAAAACCUCCAUCCGAGCCACUCAAACCAAUACUCUUACCUGUGUUAUUGACAAAACGUGAACAAAAAAAAUUAAGAAGACAAAAUCGAAGUGAAGUACUUAAAGAACAACAAGAAAAAAUUCGUCUGGGUUUGAUUCUACCCCCAGAACCAAAAGUUAAAAUAUCAAAUUUGAUGAGAGUGUUGUGUUCGGAUGCUGUCCAAGAUCCAACAAAAAUUGAACAAUAUGUACGAAAUCAAAUGGCAAAACGAUUAAAAACACAUGAAGAAACGAAUGCAGCUCGAAAAUUAACUGCCGAACAACUUCGGGAAAAGAAAUCAAAGCGUUUGGAGGAAGAUACGAGUGGUGGUGUUCAUGUAGCUAUAUACCGUGUCAAAAAUUUGAAUGACCAGGCAAAAAGAUUUAAAGUUGAAACAAAUUGUAAACAAUUGCACAUGACCGGUUGUGUUGUACUUUGUAAAGAUAUUAACGUUGUGGCAGUUGAAGGAGGAUCAAAGCAACAGAAAAAAUUUCGUCGACUGAUGUUACAUCGUAUCAAUUGGAACACAUCACAAAAAGGACAGGUGACAAAUCAAGAUGAUGAUGACAACGAUGACCAAACAAAAGAUAUGAAUAAAUGUGUACUUUUGUGGGAGGGUACAGUGAAAGAUCGUGCAUUUGGAGAAAUGAAAUUUAAAAAUUGUCCAACAGAAAAUUUUGCACGUGAACAUUUUCGUCGACAUGGCGUCGAACAAUAUUGGGAUAUUGCUCAUAAUGACUUUAUGUCUUCAUUUUCCGUUUACGCUGAUUUAUUUCGUUAUGGUUUGUACGAUUCAGUUGUGAAUUGUUUACAAGUAGCAGCAAUUGAUGAACACAGUCAAAAAGUAUCUACAAGAAAAGUAUCCGUACCACAGCAUCAACCAAUAUCUAAAACAUCACCGAUCAAUAAUGAUACUACUAAUAAUUCUCGAAAUGUUCGUACUCGAUUAACUUCACUUGUUCUUUUCAAUGGUGGUAUUCUAUUAUGUGGAAUGUUAUGUUUCAAUUAUUUGAUUGUACCUAUUAUUCUAAAAUUAUUUCAUCUAUUGGCUGGUACAACAUGGAAUAAAAAUGAACAAUAUCAGUCUUUAUUAUUCAUUCAAUAUUUGUUAAAAUAUACAUUUAAUUUAUUUUGGUUAAUACCAGCAUUCUUAAUAUCAAAAAUAGUUAAUAGUUUUUAUUUUCGUGAUAUAGCUGAUCGAGUAUUUGAGAUAACUACAGGAUUACCAUCAUCAAGUCGUCCUCAAGUCUCAAAAAACUACGCACAUUCAAUGACGGAUUUAUUAUUUAGUUUAAUUAUGCAAAUUGUAUUUUUAUUUCAAUCAACAUUUAUCUUUCUCAUACCUAUACCCUAUUUAAAUACAGUAUUUGGUUAUGGUUCAUUAUGUUUACUCUAUUCAUUCUAUGCAUUUGAAUAUAGUUGGAUAUAUAAAGGUUAUCCAAUACGUGAUCGUGUUAAACGUAUUGAACAAUAUUGGCCAUAUUUUAUUGGAUUUGGUUUACCAUUAACACUAUUAUCUACACAAUUAUCAAAAUCACUAAUUAUUAACGAGUGCAUAUUUUCAUUAAUAUUCCCCUUUGCUAUUGUAGCAGCUACAUUAGUCAGUUUCACAAAGCAUAUUAAAGGUCGAACAACAAAAAAGAUUAUUGAAUUGAAUAUAUUUUAUUUAAGUAUUAGAAUAACCGAUAAACUAUUACAAUUGUUAAAUAAACUACACCCGAAUAGUAGACGAAGUCGACAAUUAUAA